AUGUGGCAGCGCUCGCCAACCCGACUGACUAUGGACCCGAAGACGGGCUGCGAGACGGACGAGCAAGCUGUGCGGGUGCAGGGCCUGUCUGGAGACUUCUGCAGUCCCAAGUGCGAUAGCCAGGGAAGCUGCAGCGACGUGACGGUCGACAAGGCCACUCCAUCUGAAGAUGCAGGCGUUGCACAGCAUCAGAACUUGCUUGCGCGCAGGCGCAGGCAGGGCUCGUUUCCGAGCAAGGCCGCUGCUUGGAUCUCCUGCGCAGGAAGACAUUCAACUUGGGCAAGCUUCGGCAUGCGACCCGCAAUUUGGACUCGCGUGCCAGCCAGAAUUCUUCGCAAGGAAACUGUAAGCUGGAAGGUCUCGCGAGGGAUGUGCCGUUGGCCCUCACGAUCCCUCUUCGGACCCCGAAAUGUGCUCAGCCGCUGUGAGCCACGGAUGCGCGGGAAGUGCGUUUCAUACUGGCAAGGACAUGUGGCAUAA
Messenger RNA from Effrenium voratum, 480 nucleotides. NCBI's taxonomy places the organism in Eukaryota, Dinophyceae, Suessiales, Symbiodiniaceae. The record is from the annotation of a GenBank genome assembly.